Phodopus roborovskii (desert hamster) is the source of this 10980-nucleotide messenger RNA. It is a transcript of the gene Rc3h1, whose product is annotated as ring finger and CCCH-type domains 1. NCBI's taxonomy places the organism in Eukaryota, Metazoa, Chordata, Mammalia, Rodentia, Cricetidae. Gene Ontology annotation, molecular function: metal ion binding. Bases 345 to 3737 code for a protein of 1130 amino acids. The transcript has 20 exons. The record is from RefSeq and is a predicted model, not a curated record.
CGGUGGCGGCUACGGCCGUGGUCCCGCGGCCUGGGACAGAGUCAGAGUCGAUGGUGGCAGCGGCGGCGGCGGAGGCUGCCGCGACGGUGGCGACGGCCGCAGGGACCCGGAGCUGAGAGGAGCUGCUGCUCGGACCAGCGCGGUUAUAUUUCACACUAUGUGCUGACUGUAUCUACAGAAGAUAUUUAAAAAAAAGAUAAACUUUUUUCCAAGAUUUUGAUUCCAGUGGAAUCUUUGCUUUAGAGAGAGAGAGAGAGAGAGAGAGAGAGAGAGAGAGAGAGUGUGUGUGUGUGUGUGUGUGUGUGUGUGUGUGUGUGUGUUAGUGAAUUGCAACUCCAGAAGCAAUGCCUGUACAAGCUCCACAAUGGACGGAUUUCCUUUCCUGCCCAAUUUGCACUCAGACUUUCGACGAAACAAUUCGAAAGCCCAUCAGUUUGGGCUGUGGCCAUACUGUCUGCAAAAUGUGCCUGAAUAAACUCCACCGUAAGGCUUGCCCAUUUGACCAGACCACUAUCAAUACAGACAUUGAGCUCCUUCCUGUGAACUCAGCAUUACUGCAGCUAGUGGGUGCUCAGAUCCCUGAGCAACAGCCCAUUACUUUGUGUAGUGGGGUUGAAGAUACAAAGCAUUAUGAGGAAGCCAAGAAAUGUGUAGAAGAAUUAGCAUUGUACCUGAAACCACUCAGCAGUGCUAGAGGAGUGGGUCUGAACAGCACUACUCAAAGUGUUCUGAGUCGCCCAAUGCAGAGGAAGCUUGUGACUCUAGUCCACUGCCAGCUAGUGGAAGAAGAAGGCAGGAUCCGUGCUAUGAGGGCUGCUCGAUCUUUAGGUGAACGCACAGUUACAGAGCUCAUUCUCCAGCACCAAAAUCCUCAGCAACUCUCCUCUAAUCUCUGGGCAGCCGUCAGAGCUAGGGGCUGCCAGUUCCUUGGACCAGCAAUGCAGGAGGAAGCUCUGAAACUUGUCUUGCUGGCUUUGGAAGAUGGUUCUGCUUUGUCACGGAAAGUGUUGGUUCUCUUUGUGGUGCAAAGACUGGAGCCUCGUUUUCCUCAAGCCUCUAAAACCAGCAUUGGACAUGUUGUUCAGCUCCUUUACAGAGCCUCCUGCUUCAAGGUCACCAAACGUGAUGAAGACUCUUCUUUGAUGCAGCUGAAGGAAGAAUUUAGGACUUAUGAAGCUCUGCGACGAGAACAUGACUCCCAGAUAGUACAAAUUGCUAUGGAAGCAGGCUUAAGGAUUGCACCAGACCAGUGGUCCUCUUUGCUUUAUGGAGACCAGUCUCACAAAUCUCAUAUGCAGUCCAUUAUUGACAAGUUGCAGACCCCUGCCUCUUUUGCACAGAGUGUUCAGGAGCUAACUAUUGCUCUCCAGCGGACUGGAGACCCAGCGAACUUGAACCGACUAAGACCCCACUUGGAGCUACUAGCAAACAUUGACCCUAGUCCAGAUGCACCUCCUCCAACCUGGGAACAGUUAGAAAAUGGCCUGGUUGCUGUACGUACAGUAGUACAUGGACUAGUUGAUUAUAUUCAGAACCACAGCAAAAAAGGAGCAGACCAGCAGCAGCCUCCACAGCAUAGCAAAUACAAAACAUACAUGUGUCGAGAUAUGAAGCAGAGGGGAGGAUGCCCUCGUGGGGCCAGCUGUACAUUCGCACACUCACAAGAAGAACUGGAAAAAUUUCGUAAAAUGAACAAACGUCUGGUUCCCAGAAGACCUCUGAGUGCCUCUUUGGGUCAACUUAAUGAGGUGGGCCUGCCUUCAGCACCUAUACUUCCCGAUGAAAGUGCAGUGGACUUGUCCAGCAGGAAGCCGCCUACACUACCAAAUGGGAUUGUAUCGACAGGGGCCACAGUAACACAGCUGAUUCCACGUGGGACAGACCCCAGCUACGAUUCUAGUCUGAAGCCAGGGAAGCUGGACCACCUGAGCAGCAGUGCUCCUGGGUCCCCUCCUGACCUGCUGGAGUCUGCCCCUAAGAGUAUUUCUGCCUUACCUGUGAAUCCACAUCCUGUACCUCCAAGGGGACCAACAGAUCUGCCUCCCAUGCCUGUCACCAAACCAAUUCAGAUGGUACCUCGAGGUUCUCAGUUAUAUCCACCACAACAAGCGGAUGUUUAUUAUCAGGAUCCUCGAGGAACUGCCCCAGCAUUUGAGCCAUCACCUUAUCAGCAGGGCAUGUACUAUCCUCCACCACCAUGUGUGUCCCGCUUUGUACGACCUCCACCAUCUGCUCCUGAACCUGGUCCUCCAUACUUGGAUCAUUAUCCACCCUACCUCCAAGAUCGUGUCAUAAACUCUCAGUAUGGCACACAGCCACAACAGUACCCUCCUAUGUACCCACCUCACUAUGAUGGCCGUCGUGUAUACCCUGCUCAGUCUUAUACAAGAGAGGAGAUUUUCCGGGAAAGCCCUAUACCCAUUGAGAUUCCAUCUGCAGCAGUACCAUCCUAUGUGCCAGAAUCCAGAGAACGAUACCAACAGGUAGAGGGUUACUAUCCAGUGGCUCCUCAUCCAGCUCAGAUUAGACCUUCAUAUCCCAGGGAGCCUCCUUAUAGUCGGCUUCCUCCUCCCCAACCCCAUCCUAGUCUGGAUGAGCUACAUCGUAGACGGAAGGAAAUAAUGGCCCAACUAGAGGAAAGAAAGGUUAUCUCUCCACCUCCUUUUGCGCCUUCACCAACACUGCCUCCUGCGUUCCAUCAAGAGGAAUUUUUGGAUGAAGAAUUCAAGGUAGCUGGAAAGUACAAAGCAAAUGAUUAUAGCCAGUAUUCUCCUUGGUCAUGUGAUACCAUCGGCUCCUACAUUGGAACCAAAGAUGCAAAACCCAAAGAUGUUGUGGCAGCAGGGAGUGUGGAAAUGAUGAAUGUGGACAGUAAAGGAAUGAGAGACCAGAGAUUGGAUCUUCAGAGAAGAGCGGUGGAAACUAGUGAUGAUGACCUCAUCCCAUUUGGAGACCGACCAACGGUAUCUCGGUUUGGUGCCAUCUCUCGAACAUCCAAAACACUUUAUCAGGGUGCUGGCCCAAUGCAGGCCAUGGCGCCACAGGGAGCACCCACAAAACCUAUUAGCAUUUCAGAUUAUAGUCCAUAUGGAGCUCAUGGUGGCUGGGGAGAUUCUCCAUACUCACCUCAUCCAAACAUACCUCCUCAGGGACACUUCAUCGAGAGGGAGAAAAUGUCCAUGGCAGAAGUGGUCAGUCAUGGCAAACCCCUUCUGUCUGCUGAAAGAGAGCAACUACGGCUGGAAUUGCAGCAACUGAACCAUCAGAUCAGCCAGCAGACCCAGCUUCGUGGACUAGAGGCUGUUAAUAACCGACUGGUGUUACAGAGGGAGGUGAACACCCUGGCAGGCCAGCCACAGCCCCCUCCACUGCCUCCAAAAUGGCCUGGAAUGAUCUCCAGUGAGCAGCUAAGCUUGGAACUACAUCAGGUGGAAAGGGAAAUUGGCAAGAGAACCCGGGAAUUGAGUAUGGAGAACCAGUGUUCGAUGGACAUGAAAAGCAAACUGGGUACAAGUAAGCAAGCAGAAAAUGGGCAGCCAGACCCACAAAACAAAGUCCCAGCUGAAGACCUUACAUUGACAUUCAGUGAUGUACCGAAUGGAUCAGCUUUGACACAAGAGAAUCUCAGCCUCCUAUCAAACAAGACCAGCUCUUUGAACCUGUCAGAAGACCCCGAGGGAGGAGGAGAUAACAAUGAUUCUCAGAGACCAGGAGUUACUUCCAGUUCUGCUCCCUAGAAUAUGGGGGACCCUGCUUCUACCUUCUGCUCCUUAUCAAUUCGUAGGACAUAGGGAUAGAAGAAUGGAUAACUUCUAAACUUUUUCUCUGAGUGGUCAGUGAAAUCCAGGAAAAACAGCAUCGGAGGCAAUGUGCACAAAUACCACUACUAAACAAACCCUGCACAUAGUUCACAUUAAUGCAUUUUUUUAAUUUAAAGAAAAAGAAAAUUAGCAGUAUCUGCAAGCAAUUCAGAUUAAAUUUGUUUUUGUUCUGUGAAUGAACUUUAUUUUAAUAACUUUGGACGCCUUGGAUCCAGGGCUUUAAAAGAAAAAGAUAUUAUAUAUACACUCUGUUUGAUUAAUUGUAUGAUCUUAAUGAAGUAGGUUUUUCCUUGUAUUUUGGUAUUAUUACAUACCCAGUGUAUAAUUCCUUUCUCUCCCAGUCCUUUCCAAUUCUCUCAACCCUGCAUACUGAAAGCACUGUUUCCAAGAAUUCUGUGAUAUUAUAUUGGGUUAUUAGAAACUGUGCAGCAAACUAAUUUUAUUAUAGCCAUUGUUCAGCCAACACACACCCACACUAUUCUGGAUCACUAGCUUUGUGACUUCUCUUACAACAUUCAAACUUUAUUUAAGUAGGAUAGGGUUUUAGUUUCAACUUUUCAGAGAUUUCAAUAGGUAGUUGAUUGUUAGACCAUGUUAAGGGUUCCUUGCAUUUUCUCCAUAAAAUCUGAAAACCUAUUUGGUGUUUACAUUGCUCAGUUAAAUUAAAUGAAGAGUACCUUAAGAAUGAGCUCUAAACUGGACAUGGUGGCUCAUUCCCAUACUCCCAGGACUCAGUAUGCUGAGGUAGGAGAAAACCAAAAUAAAAAGAAGAAAAGAAAUGAGCUUCAACUUGUUAUUAGUGAAAACAGACAGUUCUAGUCUCCUGUGCUGAGCUGUGUUUACAAAUUAAACUUUUAUGGAAAUCCUAGAAUGCUCAAAAAAAUCAGGACAGUGAACCAUGUUCUAAAACUUGGAGAGAUGGCUUGGCAGAGACUGGCUUCUCUCCCAGAGGACCCAGGUUCUUCCCAGCACCCACAGGUGGCUCACAAGUGCCAGUAACUAAAUCUGGUUCCAAGGGAUCUGACACUCUUCUGGCCUUGUGGCACCAGCACACAUGGGUGCAUGUGCAUACACACAUAAAAAAAUAUAAUGUUAAGAUCAAAAUAAAGCUUAACACUUGAUAUGAACUUAAAUAAACGGGGACACGUUAUUUCAAUGGAAUGUUUGUUUUUUCCUCUCAAAAGCAUAAAAGAUUUAGCAGAACUGAGCUUGAAGAUAGUUUAUGCAUUGAUUACUUGUGCUGCUAGAGUUACUAGCAUAACUAAAUAAUUGGGUUUUUAGACUUGGCUUUUUGACAUUAACGUUUAUGACGACAUUGUGAAAGAGUAAGGAGGAUUUUUACUUAGUUCUGCUGCACAUAUUCUAAUGCUACCACUGUACACUUAGUUUACCAUGCCCCUGUAAAAAUGAGUUCAUUGGGGACUAUUUCAUAGAGUCACUGCAUCCCUUGCAUUGCCUGACAUCCAGUUUCCCUUUCUAGACAAUACUACUAAACAAGAAAGCACUGGUUAUGUAAUAAGUUAUUGCAUUGCUUUGGUUGGGUAAAAGCAAAAGUUUAUAUUUUUCUUACUUCUUAUAUUCCUACCCGUUAACUCCUGCUGAGGUCAGAGCUACCUCAGUCUACGCUCUGUGUCUGUCAUGUUGUUAAUGGAAACAAGUGGGUGGGGGUGGGGUGGGGUGGGAAGGGUAAAAUAGUCCUGCCAUUGCCUACCAGUAGGAAAUCCAAACAGAACACUCAUUUGAGUAGCGAUUAUUUAAUUUGCCCAGUCAAGGCACCGUGUUUAUAUACUAUUUCACAUUGAAUUUGAUUAUGCCCUACAGACCUGGCUGGUCAAGGAUUUGAUAUACACAUAUUGGCUUGGGAUUCGAGCUUUCUUUUUUAUUUAAAUAAAAAUUUAUAUAUAUAUAUUAUAUAUAUACAUAUAUACAUGGCUAUAUCUGUAUAUAUAUUGGGUAUGUUUUAAAGAUGUCUUCGCAUGAGCGCAACUGUUGCAAUAAAAUGACCGAUUGGGAGGUAGAAGCACUGAAUGACGGUGAGGCGUUUUCAGUUGAUGCAUACAUUUUCCUUUUCAUUUUAAAUAUACAUUUGUACAUUUGCUUUCUUGGCCUUUUUUGUUUUUUAAGAUAAAACAUCUCUUACAUGUAUACUUUAAAUACUCAUUAUUUAUUGAGAGAAGGAAAGAAUGUUAUGUCUGACAGGAUUUUUUUUCUGCACAUCUACAAAAUGUUACAUUAUUGGCCUCUUGCCUUUGGUAGACAGAUUUGAGCAGAUCUUAUCUCCUUUGGCCAUGUCAGAUAAUUCUAAGUCUUAGAAGCAGGUGGUUUGUUUUGGAAAUUGGAAUGACUAGGGGGUAAAAUCUUCAUAUUGCUUUUGUUAGAGUUAAGGAUAAGUAAUGUCCCUUGCAGUAUAUGUGAAAUCCCCAGAAUGCACUCUGCUGUGGUGUGCUAGUAACCCUUCAUAAGCUAUUUUCAUUUAGGGAAAAAAUUAGUCUCAUAAAUGGUAGCCUGAGUUCCCCAAGCCCCAGUCUGUAAAGCCAGUCUGGGUGGGGUAGAAAGUGGGAAAUGCUGUGCCUGUAGUUUUGCUAUUUUAUUAAUUGGUUAUUUCCCUUACCAGUACUUAGGUGUGUUUUGUGUGAUGUGGAAGUUGUUUGUGCCCACUGUCAGAUUUAGGGAUUUGAUUUAAACACACACACACACACACACACACACACACACACACAACUUUGAGGAUGUUUUCGCCCUUUAACAAAUUUUAUGUUAUGAGGCAACAAUAAAUUGAAGCAUAACUUCACAACUCUUAACUGCUGUUUUUGUCAGAAUCUGAAUUUUAUUUGUGUCUUUAUAGACAUUAAAAAAUGAAACUCAUCAGAUAGGAAACAAAACUUUACAGUAGCACCACCCUUUUUUGAGACAGAGUUUUUACCGUGUAGCCCAAGCUGGUUCUGAACUCAAGAUCCUUCAGCCUCCUGAGCGAUGGGAUUUCAUGCAUGUGCCACCAUGCUCAGCAAUAUGUACGUUUUUUCACUUAAAUGGUUUCUUCUGAAGAUGACUAUUUUCUUUUCACUCUGUUUAAGAGCAAGAAUCAUCUAAGAUGAACACGGAAAAUUCUGGAAGGGUUAAGGACCGUGUUCAUACUUGUUCAGAAAUGAAGGCAGUGUGUUACUGUGGUGAAUAUAUAAAAAUACUGUGGCUCAUUCUGUUUUCAGUGAGUCUCUGGGAAAAUGAUAAAGGAACUGAGAAUGAAAUGUUUAGACUUAUCUCCUAAUUGAAGUCACAAGAUAAGGCUAAUAGCUGUCCUUUCCCAGAUAACUUAGAGUCUGAUGUGACCAAAGAGCUAUUAUUCCUUACUACUUUUUUAAACAGAACUUGUAGCAUAGGUUUCUCAUAGUAAUGUUUAAGUGACAAGACACUAUUAUUAAUGUCAAUUACAAAUAUUCAACUACUCAGAAUGUGUAAGAAAUCAUUUGGUACGGCAUUAAUGUGGGUUAUUCCCUUCUCUCGUUUUCCUUCCUUCUGUUCUCCCCCACCCCCAUGUAUUUAUUCUUUUGCCUAAAAGCAGAAGAUUGAUUUGGUUCUCACUGUUACUUGGAUACAUGAUCCCACUAGACUCCCAUGAUCUUAAGUGUGGGAGCUUAAAAUUUAGUUCCUAAGUUUCCCAUGAUUGUCUUUUUUUCUUUUCUUCCUGACCCCUUACCAUUCUGCAGUUUCCCCUUGACUUACCCAAUCUGUAACAGUGACAGUUUGCUGCCUCUAAACAGAGCAUUCAAAUGAAUUCGCUUAGCCAAUGACUUCUGUGAAGUUGCCUUUUCUAAUGGCGUUAUUACUCAGUGAUGCACAGAUGUGGUAUUUGCCCUACUGGCAGGCAAGCAAAGGUCUGGUAAAGAAUGAUAACCUGCUAUUUCUUUAAGGAGCGCCAAAGACUUGUGCUUUACUCUGUUUUGGUUUUAGGGGAAAUAGUAGCCAUUUUGAUUAUGAAACCUGGUAGUAUUUGUAAGUUGAUUGUACUAUGUAGAUGUCUGAAGUUAACUGUAAGGUUAGCUGGCCUUAUAAAAUGUAAUGAAAAUUCGUCAGUUUCUCUAAAUCAGUUAAUAUCAUCCUUGACAAUAUUUGUUUAAGCAACUCACUCUCCCUUUUGGGGAUUAUCUUGAUGUAAUAGUAUCUUCUGUGUGUCUCUGUAUUUUCACGUGUGCCUACAGGACAGUGUACUUUCACUAUGGUCAAGUCAUGGGGCUAGGGAUUCUACCUGAGUUUGAGGCUUGUAAGAAAUAAUUAACUGUAGUUAAUAUCUGUUCAGCUAUGUUCAGGAACAGCUUACUUUCAGUAAAUGGAAUUCAUGUCCUUUUAUAUGUACAAAUGGUGAUAGAAUGAAAUUUCUCCAUAUUCUCCAUUUGGGCUUUUAAAAAUCAAGAGUUAAAUAUGUAAAAUCUUUGUGUAAAAAACAUCUGUAAUGAUUUAUCUUCUAACGGCUUAAUUUUAGUUUUAAGGAGAAAUUAAUGACCAAGCAAAUAAACUGUGGUAUUAUACUAUACACUCUUGCCCCACAAAAUGUUCAAGUGUGUUAAAACCUUAAUUGUUAAUUCAUGUUUGUAGUAUCUCAUUCCCUGAGUUCAGAUUAACCAACUUCACUGAGACAAAUUCCUCUCCACCAUAGAGUUGAACACGCAGUCUACUACUGUGACCUUUGUAUCUGCAUGCUUGCUGUGCAGAAACACAUCCAGGUCUCCCUUGGACAGCUAAGGCUUUUGUAUGUAUUUCUUCAGCUCAGCUUUUUAAAACUAACUGCUGAAAUGAUUUGCUGGGAGUUUUUUGGUAAAUUUUAAGUUCUCAAUCAACUUUCUGAGCCACUUCAGAGAGAGCUGUUUUGGUUUUUGUUUUUUUCAAAAGGUGUAAUUUUAAAUAAAACCUUUUUGUUACUUGAAUUUUAAGAUUCUAUUUCUGUUAUAGUUAAAGGUGUUUUCAUAAGUAACGUAUUUUAAUUGAUUAGUAAUACUAGUUACAUUAAUAAAGAAGAGGAAACUGCCACCCCAGGAGUAAGUACCACCUUCUAAUAGGUAUGUUCUCUGUAGGUAGGUUUUCAAUGCUACACUGAAUAAACUGGGUAAAGAACCCUUGAAACCCCAUCCCUUAGCACUGGGAUAGUUCUUAGAGCCUCUGGAUUUCAGACACUGAAUUUCCCCGAACUUAACCUUGAGCAAAAUAGCUUUAUUUUCACAAGAAAGUAAGUUGUUGUAAUGCAAGGUGAAAAACUUAAACCUUAAGACAAUACUGUGUCAAAAAAAAAAAAAAAAUGUGUAUUUAGAAUAAUGAAAUCCUGUGGAGUUUGUUAUCCUGAUGUAUGUUAUGUAGUAGAUAAUAUGACCUUAUUUUGUAUUGAAGACUCACUUUCUGGUGACUCUUCAUUUGGUUUUGUGUUUUGUCUUUUUAACACUAAGUAGGCAGAUCACAAGUCUUUGGCUCCCAUGUUAGGUUGUGCACUGAGUCAUCUGAGAACUGGAAACUGUCAGGUGGUCCCCCCUGUGAAGGCAUGAAAGGUCAAGAAAUGGAAGCAGACAAACAUUGGGUGGAUAAUGGUCUGGGUUUUUUGUUUGUUUUUGGUUUUCUUUUUUAAAUUGUCAUUUCUAUAAUUUAUUGGUGCAGCCUGUCUCUGUUGAUUGGCUGGCAUUUCACAGUAAUAUCCAAACAACCCCAUAACAUUUUAUUUCCCUAUUUACAGGCCUUUAAAGCUUUUGCUUUUCAGCUCUGCAUUCCCUGUUUAGCUAAGAUAGUCCUGAGAGAUUUUCCCACUUGCGUGUUUUUGCCUAACUCUCCACUCACCUUUGUUUUCCCACUUUCUGGAUGUAAAAGAACUGAAAGAAAAAAAUGCAUUCACUGGUCAUGGGCCUCAGUAUCUUCAUUUGUAAUGAAUUUGUGACUUUCCAGGAGUAAUCUAGAAAGUGAAUGAACUGAGGUUGUGAACGAACCUUUCACCCACCUAAACAUUUCCAGUUGUGAGAUUCCUCUUUGUGCAUGGUCUUUCCCUUCUGACCCUGCUGGGUCUUCCCUGACUAUGGUUAAUCAGCCUCUUGGCUCAUGCCAGUCUCCUGAGACAUUUUGCAGUCAUUAUCACCUUUUUGGGUGGAUUUUACUUCUUUUUGUUGUUGUUGUUUUUAAAAAAUAACUUUAACAUUGAUUCAUAUUUGCUUGGGAUAGAGCUUGUGUAAUUUGCCAAUCGUAUUGAUUGUAUGUGAUUGUGCCCUGCAGAGGUAUACUUAACAAAAGUAAUCUAAGUUAAUAAAGGAGCCCAUGAGAUUUGAGUCAGAAUAGAAAUGACUUUAUGAAAUUGCAGUUUUGGAUAGUGUGAAUUCCCUUCUCAAAAUCACUAAUGAUAUGUAAAUACCCAUUUUAAGUCUUUUUUGUAUUCCUAUAUUUUUCAUUGCCUCGCCUCCCUAUUCUUUUCAUGUCAUUCUCUACCCACCUGCUCAGAUUUUUUUUUUUCUAAUUGAGCCUUAACGUAACAGCUGACUUUUAAAUUAGUGAGCUUCGUGAAUUUUCACAUUUUCCAAAUAUUUUCAAUUCUGAACAAAAGAUGGAUUGAAAUUCACCAACCCAGGACUAACUCCUUAGCCUCUGGCCAAUGCUGAGAUUUUAUUUAGAGGCAUUAUCUUCUGCAAGUUCUUUUUGAAUAAGGGGAAAAAAAAAAAAAAGAACCUUGCUUGAAAUGGAAUAUCCCCUUUAUUCCCUUUCUUGUUUAAUCUGUUUAAUAUUUCCAUCUUUUAAAAACAGCCUUCAAAACAAAUGAGGUGAGAGAAAAGAACUAGGAGUAUGUUUUAGGACUACUGAGUUCUGGAUCUGAAUGAGUACGUGUCCACUUGUUCAUAUUUUUGAGAAGAUUAAGGCCUUCUUUCUCAAUUUUAUAUUACUUGUGUGCAUGUUGUUUAUAUAAAGAUGCCACAUUUUGUUAAAAUGCCAUUUCCUUUAUUACCUUGGAAACUGACUCAGCCUCUUGUUGCUCCUAAUUAGGGUUUAAGGCUCUUGUGAGUUGCAGAUAAAAGCAUUCAUUUUAACAAAAAGAAGGAGGUGAUUCACCUUUUGGAUUGUAAAUAUAUGAAAGUGUCUAUAAGGUCUUUAUCUGCUUUCUGUCAGCAUUUAUAUUAAAUGAUAAAUUAAUGAGGAGGAAUAA